This is a messenger RNA of Knipowitschia caucasica, 14787 nucleotides long. Lineage: Eukaryota; Metazoa; Chordata; Actinopteri; Gobiiformes; Gobiidae. The record is from the annotation of a GenBank genome assembly.
AUGGCGGCCUCGGCCUCCUGCUCCUCGGACUGGAGUGUGCAGAGAGACGGUUGCUUACGGGCGGACUCCGAGGGCCUGCGCAGCCUCAGCUACCACCCGGCCCUCAACGCCAUCCUGGCGGUGACCAGCAGGGACAGCAUCACGGUGAUCGACGGGACCUCCGGAGCUAUCCUGCAGGCGUCUGCGCUUCACGCGACCCCUGGUGGCCGUGUGCGCUGCCAGUACAUGGCAGCGGUGGAUAAGGUCCUGUUCGUGGACGACUUGGCCGUAGGAUGUCGUAAAGACCUGAACGGGAUCCUGCUGCUGGACACAGCUCUACAGACGUCUGUGUGUAAAGCUGAGGAGGAGGUGCAACUGGAGCUGCCUGUCACCGAGGCGCAGCAGCUGCUGUCGGCCUGUCAGGAGAAGAUUGACGUCUCUAACACAGAGGGAUACGACCUGUUCAUCUCUCAGCUCAAAGAAGGACUCAAGAACUCCUCCCACGAGACCGCUGCCAACCACAAGGUGGCCAAGUGGGCAACGGUGCUCUUCCGUCUUCCUCAUCACGUGCUGAAGCUGGUGGCCACUGCAGUGGUCAACGAGCUGAAGAAGAUGAACCAGAACGUGGCCGCACUCUCUGUUGCCUCCUCCAUCCUGGACCGACUCAGCUACCUGCUCACCAGUGCCAGACCAGAGCUGGGGGUGGGACCAGGGAGAUCUGUGGACAGGUCCCUGAUGUACAGUGAGGCGAACCGUAGAGAGACCUUCACUUCGUGGCCUCAUGCUGGGUACAGGUGGGCUCAGCCGGACCCCAUGGCCCAGGCAGGGUUCUACCACCAGCCGGCCUCCACAGGGGACGAUCGUGCCAUGUGUUUCACCUGCAGCGUGUGCCUGGUCUGCUGGGAGCCCACAGACGAACCCUGGUCUGAGCAUGAGCGACACUCCCCCAACUGUCCCUUUGUAAAAGGAGAACACACUCAGAACGUUCCUCUGUCGGUGACUCUGGCCACAGCUCCGUCCCAGCUGCCUCACCCUUCUGACCCCUGCGACCGCAUCUGCUGCUACGGCUACGGCUCCUGUCCACAGUACCUCGCCGCUGCCACUAGGAGGGGCCGUGUCUGCAUCUGGGACGUCUCCAAGAUGAUGAAGGUCCACUUGAAGUUUGAGCUGAAUCCUUACGACCCUGUGAUCGUGCGGCAGUUGCUGAUGUGCAGUGGAGAGCAGACCAUGGUCGACACUCGGCCCCCGCUCUGGGUCCAAGACAGCUGCAGCGACCUGCCCAAGCUGGAGGGCGACAGUGACGAUCAGCUGGAGGACUCCGACAGUGAAGAUCAUUCCAGAUCAGAGUCUGUUACAGGCCCUCAGUCUCAGUGGGACAGCAUGGACGUCCACUUGUCGGUGUCUGCUCUGUCCAUCCUGCAGCAGCCAGAGAAGCUGCAGUGGGAGGUGGUGGCCAGUGUCCUGGAGGACACAGUGAAGGACCUGGAAGAGCUGGGAGCUAACCCCAGUUCUCUCCCCCAUCCCCCAAAACCCUACGGCCAGUCCAACAGCUCCCUCCCCCAACCCCCCAAACCCUAUGGCCUGCCCAAGACCGCGCAGCGCCCCGCGGAGCACAACAUUCCCUUCCCCUGCCUGCUGGCGGGCGGCUUGCUCAGCUACCGCUCUGCACACACUAACACUCCGGUGACCUCGGCCUCAUCUCCGCGCAGGGCCGAGGCGUCUCCGGACUUGGGUGCCAUGGAGAUCGAAAGCGCCACGCUGGAGCCUGCCUUCCCCGCCCCCAGCCCCUCCCCCUCAGGCCCCAGCGCGCGCCGCUCUGUGCCCGUGCUGCUGCUCUACAGCAUCCGGGAGGCGGACGACAAGUCCACGUGUCAGGUGUUCUCUCAGAUGAACAACCUGAUGAGUAACCACCACGAGGACGGCUUCACCGUGCCGCAGAUCAUCGAGAUGGAGUUUGACUCUCAUGAGCAGCUGCUGCUGCAGGACCCACCCAUCACCUACAUUCAACAGUUCGCAGAUGCCGCUGGCGGCUUGGCGCUGGACGCACAUGUAGACAAGUGGAGCACCCUAGCAUCCACGGCUAACGCGUCGGCACCGUUCCCCAAGCCCGGCUCACUGGUGCAGUGCCUGCGUCUGCCUAAAGCGCUGGAGAACGAGCCGCUGUGCGUGGACUCAAUCACGCCGUGUUUUGAUGGCGUGCAUUUACUGAUCGGUCUUCAGCCGAGCUGCGGCGGCGAGUCCCUAACUGCCGCUAACCAGGUGGAGGCUCUGAACAACCUUAACCGUCUGCACUCUGCACUCAGUAAAGACAGUCUCCACAACGGCGUGGAGCCUCUCCCCAAGAGCCAAUCACAGCUCAUCCUGCCGCCUCACGAGCAGGACACCCACCGGGCGCACAGCCACGGCGGCGGGUACCUGGCACUUUACAAACUGAACUACUCCACGCGCAUCGUGACACUAGACGAGGAGCCGGUGAAACUGCAGCAGAUCAGUGAGGCGGAGGACGCCAUCACAUCUCUGAUUCUGCUGCCUCCUGACGUGUUGGACAGUCGCGAGGAGGAUGGCGAGGAGCCGCAGGACGAUCAGAGCACAGCACGCAGCGGGAAGAACUCGCCUCAGACGCAGAGGCGCGCAGAGGCCGCAGGUGCCGCGGGGCUGGGCCACCUGGUGGUCACCACACGCUCAGGCUUCAUCAUGAUCCUGGACCUCAGCUCGCUAACGGUGCUCGCCAAAGUAGAGCCGCCAAAGAAGGAGGAGUCUGACGAGACCGACCCCUUUGUGUCUGUGACCUACUGCUCUGGGACAGACCGCCUGUGCGCUGCCACCAGAGGUGGUGAGCUUCAUUUCCUCCAAAUUGGAGGAGUUUGUGACGAAGUGGACGAUGGAGACAUGUUCAUGGAUGGCUCCCUGUCCAAAGGAUCUGAGGUUCUGUUAGAAGGAGCUCGACCUUGCAGUAACCCCUCCAGCCCCGGGAUCAUGGGGGUGGACCUCCUGGUGGAGCAGCCUCUUUCUGCAGACUGCCUCAUGUCUCUUGUGGAGCUCACACGCUUUGAGACGCUGACUCCUCGGUUCUCCGCCACGGUGCCUCCCUGUUGGGUGGAGGUGCAGCAGGAGCAACAGCAACGAAGACAUCCACAACAUCUGCACCAGCAACACCAUGGGGACGCCGCUCAGCACACCAGGACUUGGAAGCUCCAGACAGACAGUUCCAGCUGGGACGAGCACGUCCUAGAGCUGGUCCUCCCAAAAGCCUGCUUGGUGGGACAUGUGGACUUUAAGUUUGUGCUGAACUCCAACAUCGUCAACAUUCCACAAAUUCAGGUCACGCUCCUGAAGAACAAGGCUCCAGGUCUCGGCAAAGUCCAAGAGACCCCUGUGGACCGGCCCAUCUCCUUCCCCCUGUCCAGCCUGCACUCUAAUGGAGAGAGGAAUGGACCAGUGCUCAGCGACUGCAGCGAAGACAUCCAGUUCAUGGACAUCGAGGACACUGCAGGGUCAAUGCUGUGUCCGUUCCUGGAGGAGCACCGUGAGGACAUCCUGUGUGGUCCUGUGUGGGUGGCCAGUGGACUGGACCUUUCUGGACACGCAGGAAUGAUCAGCCUCACCAGCCCCAAACUGGUCAAAGGGAUGGCCGGAGGGAAGUACCGCUCCUUCCUGGUACACAUCAAAGCAGCGACGGAUAAGAGUCUGGAGGACAGUCCCAGACCAGUGGUCCGAAUGCCCAGCUCCAAACCUCAGAGCUCCAAAGGACACUCCCUGUCCACACUGCUACAGAGAGCACAGGCCUCCAAAGAGAAGGUGACAGGGGUGAAGUCUGAUGCUGCGACUCCUUCAAAGAAAGUGGAGAACCUCCGUGGCUGCGACCUGCUUCAGGAGGUGUCCAUCACAAUCAGACGCUUCAAGAAGACGUCCAUAACCAAAGAGAGGGUGCAGAGAUGUGCAAUGCUGCAGUUCCCAGACUUCCACGACCGCCUCCUGGAGACACUGUGUCGACCCGUGGAGGGCGUGGCCUGUUCAGAGCACGCCCAAAGCCUCAUCCUGGAUGUCCUGUGCUGGCUGGCCGGGGUCUUCACCAACGGGCCCUGCAGUUUGAAGGAAGGGAAAGAGGCUCUGCUGCUGAAGACUCGCCUGCGCCUUAACGACAUCGUUCGAGUUUGUUUCUUUGAGGCCGGACGCAGCAUUGCGCACAAAUGUGCUCGAUUCUUAGCACUUUGUAUCAGUAACGGUAAAGGGGACUCCUCGCAGCAGGGUUUUGGACUGUGUCUCCUCAAAGCGCUCAUCGAGAAUAUGCCUUAUCUCCCGGCAGCCGCCACCGGGGGCUCAGUCUUCUGGUUUUUCGUGCUCUUGAACUUUGUGAAGGAGGAGGAUCUGGCUGGAUGCAGUUCAGCUUGUGCCUCACUGCUCACUGCAGUCUCCAGACAACUGCAGGACCGUCUCACUCCACUGGAGGCACUGCUGCAGACCAGGUACGGUCUCUACAGUUCGCCCUUUGACCCUGUCUUGUUUGACCUGGAGGUCAGCGGCUCGUCCUGUAAAAACGCCUACAACAGCAGCAUUGGGGUCCAGUCCGACGAGAUCGACCUCUCCGACAUACUCUCAGGGAAUGGUAAGCUGGGCAGUUGUGCAGCCGCAGAGGGCAGCUUCACAGCUCUGACCGGUCUCUUGGAGGUGGAACCGCUUCACUUCAGCUGCAUCUCCACCAGCGACGGCACCAGAGUGGAGAGGGAUGACGCAAGCAUGUUCACCGUGAGCUCCUUUGGGGUCCCCCCCUCAGUCCCCAUGUCCUCAGCCUCAGUGGGGGAGGCGUCCACAGCUCUGAGCUCGGCGGCUCAGGUAGCACUUCAGUCUCUGUCUCACGCCAUGGUGUCAGCGGAGCAGCAGCUCCAGGUGCUCCAGGAGAAGCAACAGCAGCUGCUUAAGCUGCAACAGCAGGUCUGUAAAGCAAAGCUUGAGGCCAAACUGCACCAGACGUCUUCAGCUGCAGCCGCAGCUGCCUCGAGUCAUCUUCAUAACUCAGUGCCUUCAAACUCGUCCACGGCUCCUGGUUUCUUCAUCCACCCGUCAGACGUGAUCCCGCCCACUCCCAAGACCACGCCCCUUUUCAUGACUCCGCCCCUAACUCCACCCAACGAGGCAGUGUCUGCCGCCUUCAGCGCUGAGCUCGCACACCUGUUUCCCGGAUCCAUGACUGAGGCCAGUCCUGUUAAUCUGGCAACCCACAAGGGAGCGCACAGGAGCAAGCAGGGCGCCAUGGGCAGCGGUCUGGCUCUGGCCAUCUCUCAGGCCUCACACUUCCUGCAGCCUCCUCCCCAUCAGUCCAUCAUCAUCGAGCGCAUGCACUCAGGUGCGCGGCGGUUUGUUACGCUGGACUUUGGUCGUCCAGUGCUCCUCACUGACGCUCUGAUCCCGGUGUGUGCGGACCUAGCGUCUCUGUCCAUCGACGUGUGGACACUGGGAGAGGAGGUGGACGGGCGCCGCCUGGUGGUGGCCACAGACAUCAGCACACACUCACUUAUUCUGCACGACCUGCUGCCGCCCCCUGUCUGCCGCUUUAUGAAGAUCACGGUGAUCGGCCGAUACGGUAGCACAAACGCUCGGGCGAAGAUCCCUCUGGGGUUUUACUACGGCCACACAUACAUCCUGCCCUGGGAGAGCAACCUGAAGCUGAGCCACGACCCCCUGAGGGACGGAGACUGUGGCCCUCAGCCUGAUGUGGAGCAACAUCUGGGCAUGAUGAUGGCCCUGCAGGAGGACAUACAAUGCAGGUAUAACCUGGCCUGUCAUCGGCUGGAGACGUUGCUCCAGAGCAUAGACCUGCCUCCUCUGAACAGUGCCAACAACGCUCAGUACUUCCUGCGUAAACCGGACAAGGUGGUGGAGGAGGACCAGCGAGUCUUCUCUGCUUACCAAGACUGCAUCACACUCCAGCUGCAGCUCAACCUCUCCCAUCAUGCAGUACAGCGCCUCAGAGUGUCUCUGGGAGCCUCUCGCAGACUGCUUUCUGACUGCGACAAACCAAAACCUCAAGAACUGGUCAGCAACUCCUCCACUGAGCAGCUGAGGACAAUCAUCCGAUACCUGCUGGACACACUGUUGAGCCUGCUCCACGCAAACAACGGUCCUUCGGUGCCAUCCGUCCUCCAGUCCACGUUCCACUCAGAGGCCUGUGAGGAGCUGUUCAAGCACCUGUGCAUCAGUGGGACCCCGAAGAUCCGUCUCCACGCAGGGCUCCUGCUGGUCCAGCUCUGUGGAGGGGAGCGAUGGUGGGGCCAGUUCCUCUCCAACGUCCUACAGGAGCUCUACAACUCCGAGCAGCUGCUGAUCUUCCCACAGGACAGAGUGUUCGUGCUGCUGUCUUGUAUCGGUCAACGCUCUCUCAGUAAUAGUGGGGUUCUGGAGGGACUCCUGAACCUCUUGGACUCUCUGCUAGUCCCUCUGCAGCAACCUGCUCCAUCCGGCGCCCACCGCAGGACGGAAGGAGUGCUGGACAUUCCCAUGAUCAGCUGGGUGGUGAUGCUGGUCUCCAGACUUCUGGACUCUGUGUCGAGCAUCGAAGACGAGGCGUCAGGAGCCAAGAAACAUCUCGGAGGAAAGGAGCGAGACAGGAGCUGCUCAGGGAUCCAGUGGAGCUUCAUCAACAACAGUCUCCAGUCUCAGAGCUCCUGUCGAGCGUCCAAAGGAAAUGGCAGUUUGGAUCGACUAUACUCCAGGAAGAUCCGUAAGCAGCUGGUGCACCAUAAACAGCUGAACUUGCUGAAAGCCAAACAGAAAGCUUUGGUGGAGCAGAUCGAGAAGGAGAAGAUCCAGAGCAACAAGGGCUCAUCCUACAAACUGCUGGUGGAACAAGCAAAGCUCAAGCAGGCCACGUCCAAGCACUUUAAAGACCUGAUCCGGCUACGGCGCACAGCAGAGUGGCCUCGCUCGUCCCUGGACUCUGAGGUGUCUGCUGUGAAGGAGGCGGGAGACGUGGAGCCCCUCCCCUUCACUCUGUCCCAUGAACGCUGCAUCUGUGUGGUCCAGAAGCUCUCUCUGUUCCUGCUCUCCAUGGACUUCACCUGCCACGCUGACCUGCUGCUGUUUGUCUGCAAGGUCUUGGCUCGGAUCGCCAACGCUACGCGGCCCACAAUCCACCUGUGUGAGGUGAUGUCAGAGCAGCAGCUGGAGAGACUCCUGCUGCUUCUGGUUGGAACAGACUUCAACAGAGGAGACAUCAGCUGGGGAGGAGCCUGGGCUCAGUACAGCCUGACCUGCAUGAUCCAGGACAUUUUGGGAGGAGAGCUCCAGGCUCCAGUAGGCCUGGACUCCAUGGAUGACAUGGUGGCUCCAGAAGACGCAGCAUCUACCUCGUCAGCAGGGGGCAGUGUGGAGUCUGAUGAGCCUCUCCCUCCCUCAGUGGUGCCCCUGGUGGAGAGCAUUGACGACGGGCUUGUACCAGACAUCCUGUCAGGGACGCAACACAACAACUCAACUGUGUUUCAAAGCGCUCCUCCUCUGGCCUCUUUGGACAAAGAUAAAGACAUUGAUUUUGACUUGCUACAAGACCUGAUGGAUGUUGAUAUUGAUCCUUUAGAUAUUGAUUUGGAAAAGGAUCCUCUCGCCGCUAAAGUCUUCAAGCCCAUCAGCAGCACCUGGUAUGACUACUGGGGCGCGGACUACGGCUCCUACGGCUACAACCCCUACAUCGGGGGAGUGGGAAUCCCAGUGUCCAAGCCUCCAGCAGCUGUGGAGAAGCAGAGCAACCAGGGACUGUCUGUAUCUGUGUCUCAAGCUCUGGAUGCUCGUCUGGAGGUGGGUUUGGAGCAGCAGGCAGAGCUCAUGUUGAAGAUGAUGGCCACUCUGCAGGCGGACUCCAUCCUGCAAGCUCUGACCUCCAACACCAGCACUGUCUCACAGUCGUCCAAUGGCACGGAUGACUCCCUGCUGCGCGCCCUCCACGGAGGCAGCUCGUCCCCUGGUUCUAGCCUCUGUCUGCAGCCCUCCUCUGUACCUAUGCUAAGCUCCUGCUUCAACAAGCUGUUUAGCCUCCUGCAAGUGCACCACGUCCAGCUGGAGUCUCUGCUGCAGCUGUGGCUCACUCUGAGCCUGAACACAGGGUCUGUAUCUGCAGAUGAGAGCGGCCCCGAUAUCUUUAUGUUCAACGCCAGCAGAGUCCCCACGAUACCACUGAACCAAGCCUCCAUCAGCAGCUUCCUCAGUGUCCUUGCCUGGUACCCCAACACUUCUCUGAGGACCUGGUGUUUGGUUCUACACUCUCUGGCCCUGAUGACCAACAUGCCCCCAACACCCUCUUCGUCCGGUCUGCCUGCUCCGGACUCCACAGCUCACCAGAUGGUUUCGGAUCCCGCUCUUGUACAUGUCCUGGUGCGGUUUCUCUCUGGUUCCAACCCAAACGGGACAGGGCAGCACAGUUCCCAUGUGGGCCCCACAGCGACGCAGGCCAUGAGUGAGUUCUUGAGCCGGCUGCAGGUGCACCUCUCCUCCAGCUGCCCUCAGACCUUCAGCCACUUCCUGCUGCGACUGCUGCACCUGCUGUCGUCAGAGAGGGGCCCAUUCCAGGCUGGCCAGGGCCCUCUGGAUGCUCAGGUGAAGCUCCUGGACUUCACUUUGGAGCAGAACUUUGAGGUGGUUUCUGUGGCGACCAUCCUGUCCGUCAUCGAGUCGGUGACGUUCCUGGUGCACCAUUACAUCACAUGUUCCGAGCGCCUGGUGUCGCGCUCGGGCUCCGACAGCUCGGUGGGGGCCCGUGCCUGCUUCGGGGGACUAUUUGCAAACAUCAUCCGACCCGGGGACGCCAAAGCCGCUUGCGGGGACACCAGCCGAGACCAGCUCAUGUUCGACCUCCUAAAACUGGUCAACGUCCUGGUCCAGCUCCCUCUGUCCGGGGACCGAGAGUUCAGCGGAAGACUGGCCUCUAGUGGCACCAGCGCCGAGAGUGUGUCUGAUGAAGAGAAGGUGUGCGGCAGCAAGGAGGGUGCGUCCAGUGGAGGCUCCUCGUCCAAUCAGGGCCCAGCGUCCGGAGUGGCAGACCUGGUGUUGGCCAAUCAGCAGAUCAUGAGUCAAAUUUUGUCUGCGCUGGGACAGUGCAACAGUAGCGCAAUGGCCAUGAUAAUCGGAGCCAGUGGCCUCCACCUGACCAAACAUGAGAACUUCCAUGGGGGUCUGGAUGCCAUCUCCGUGGGGGACGGUCUGUUCACCAUCCUGACCACUCUGAGCAAGAGGAGCAGCUCUGUGAGCGUCAUGCUGCAGCCCAUCCUCACCUACAUGGCCUGUGGAUACAUGGGGCGCCAGGGCUCGCUCUCCACCUGUCAGCUGUCAGAACCUCUGCUCUGGUUCAUCCUCAGAGUGUUGGACACCAGUGAAGCUCUCAAGGCUUUUCACGACAUGGGAGGAGUCCAGUUGAUCUGUAACAACAUGGUGACCAGCACCAGAGCCAUUGUGAACACGGCCCGCAGUAUGGUGUCCACCAUCAUGAAGUUCUUAGACUCUGGUCCUGGAAAGUCGUCCGAGGGGAACCUAAAGAGCCGUGUCAUGACCUCUGAACCUGACAACGCAGAGGGGCUGCACAACUUCGCCCCGCUCGGCACAAUCAGCUCUAGCAGUCCCACUGCUCAGCCAGCAGAGGUGCUCCUCCAGGCCACGCCCCCUCACCGCAGAGCCAGGUCUGCAGCCUGGUCCUACAUCUUCCUCCCUGAAGAGGCCUGGUGCGACCUGACCAUCCACCUGCCUGCCGCUGUGUUGCUCAAAGAGAUACACAUACAGCCUCACCUGGCCUCGCUCGCAACAUGUCCCUCGUCCGUCUCGGUGGAGCUCUCGGCGGAUGGCCUGAACAUGCUGCCCCUGUCCACUCCGAUUGUCACGUCUGGUCUCACCUACAUAAAGAUUCAGCUGGUGAAGGCGGAGGUGGCAUCGGCCGUGUGUCUGCGUCUGCACCGUCCUCGAGACGCCAGCACCUUAGGCCUGUCUCAGGUCAAACUGCUAGGACUCACGGCCUUCGGGAACACCUCCUCCGCCACAGUCAACAACCCCUUUCUGCCCUCUGAGGACCAGGUUUCCAAGACCAGUAUCGGCUGGCUCCGCCUCCUCCACCACUGCCUCACUCACGUGGGGGACCUAGAGGCCAUGAUGGCGGCGGCGGCGGCACCCACGGCGAACCUCCUGCAGACGUGUGCUGCUCUGCUCAUGUCUCCGUAUUGUGGGAUGCACUCCCCCAACAUUGAGGCAGUGUUGGUGAAGAUCGGCCUGCAGUCCACCCUCAUCGGCCUCAAGCUGAUUGACAUCCUGCUGAGGAACUGCGCUGCUUCUGGCACCGACCCCGCAAACCUGAACAGUCCUCUGCUCUUCGGACGCCUCAACGGUCUGUCCUCAGACUCCACCAUUGACAUCCUGUACCAGCUGGGCACUACGCAGGACACUGGCACCAAGGAUAGGAUCCAGGCUCUGUUGCAGUGGGUCCAGGACUCUUCUCGUGUGGCAGCUCGCAGACUCACCUCCCCGGUGGGCGUGGGUGCCUCAGUGUGGGCCUCUCCUCAGAGCUUCAACUACUCCCCCUCUCCUCUGGGCUUUGGUGCCUCUGCCUCAACCUCUCAUAUGGGCUUCGGUCCCUCGGCCUCCUCCUUGGGCUUCGGUUCCUCCUCUUCCCUGGGCUUUGGUUUGUCUGCCUCAGCCUCUUCUCAGGAGUAUGGGCUGCUCAUGCCUUCACCGUCUCACCUACACUGUGUGGCCGCCAUCUUGUGGCACAGCUAUGAGCUCCCGGUGGACUACGACCUGCCUGCGCUGCUCAACAGGGAGCUCUUUGAACUGCUGUACAACUGGUCCAUGUCUCUGCCCUGUAACAUGGUUCUGAAGAAGUCUGUGGACAGUCUGCUGUGCUCUAUGUGUCACAUCCACCCCACGUACUUCUCCCUGAUCAUGUCCUGGAUGGGCAUCGAACCCGCACCCUCCACCAGCCAACGUCGCCUGGCCAUGACAGACGAUGGCAAGAAGCAGCAGAUCGAGCAGAUAGAAGACUCGAGCCGGCACCAUUACCGAUCCGAAGACCCAAGUCGAAACUACAGAAGCGAAGACUCAAGGCACACACCCAUGAUCCCGAGCCGACACUUCCGACCCCCCACGGAUCUCAGCGAAGCGCAGCUUUGCACAUUAGCCGCUGUGUCACAGUCUCCUGAAGCCAUCGAGCAGCUGCUGGAGUCCGGUCUGCCCUCGGUCCUGGUGCACAGCCUCACACAGCUCUGCCUGCACCUGCUGGCCAGCCACGACCUGCCCCUCCCCACGUCCCAGGCCAGGCCCCACAGCUCCACGCUAGCCCCUGACCUGGCAGCGCCCGUCUUGAGGUUUCUGACUGAGGUGGGGAGCAGCCACGCUAUGAAGGACUGGUUAGGGGGCGCGGACGUGAACCCGCUGUGGACGGCGCUGCUCUUCCUGCUGUGCCACUCCCACGCCAGCCGCGGCACGCAGACACCCUCCAAACAGCGCUACACAUUAGCCGCGCGCGACGGUGGUGGCCUCAGCACGCAGCAGCGGACGGCCCUCGAGAACGCCACAGUCGCAUUCUUCCUCCAGUGCAUCUCCUGCCACCCCAACAACCAGAGGCUCAUGGCUCAGGUGCUGUGUGAGCUGUUCCAGUCUGCUCCACAGAGGGGCGCUGUCCCUGUUUCUGGAAACAUCUCAGGUUUUAUCCGAAGGCUGUUUCUGCAACUGAUGCUAGAGGACGAGAAGGUCACAGUGUUCCUGCAGUCUCCCUGUCCGCUCUACAAAGGACGCAUCAACGCAACGAGUCACAUGAUCCAACACCCCAUGUACGGAGCGGGCCACAAGUAUCGCACCCUCCAGCUGCCCAUCUCCACCAGCCUGGCCGAGGUCCUGGACCGAGUCUCCGACACCCCAAGCAUCACGGCCAAACUGAUCAACGAGCAGAAAGAAGACAAAGAGAAGAAGAACCACGAGGAGAAGGAGAAGAUGAAGAACGACAACGGCUUCCAGGACAACUACAGCGUGGUGGUGGCCUCAGGUCUAAAGUCCCAGUCCAAGCGGGCCCUGUCCACUCCUCCCAGACCUCCUUCGAGACGAGGACGAGUUCUGAGCGACAAACUGAGCUCCGGCUGCAGCGCUGAGGCCCAGAAGACCAUUAGUGUACCAGUGUUCCACCUGUACCAUAAGCUUGUCCCAGGUCAGCCUCUGCCUCCUGAGAUGACCCUGGCUCAGCUCCUGACACUACUGUAUGAUCGUAAACUUCCUCCUGGAUAUCAGUCCAUCAACCUGACGGUGAAACUGGGCUCCAAGGUGAUCUGUGACCCAGGCCUGUCCAAGACCGACUCCUUCAAGAGGCUGCGCACUGAGAAGGUGGAGGAGGUGCUGUCUCCCUGUCUGGAGGAGGAGCCCAUGUGUGAGGAGCUGGACUGUACCGAUGACUCCCUCCUGGACACGGGGCCUGUCCAGUCUCCUCUCCAGGUGUUUGCUGGGAUGGGGGGUCUGGCCCUGAUCGCAGAGAGGCUGCCCAUGCUGUACCCCGAUGUCAUACAACAGGUCAGCGCCCCUGUGGUCCCCUCCUCGUCGCAGGAAAAGCCCAAAGACUCGGAUCAGUUUGAGUGGGUGACCAUCGAGCAGUCGGGAGAGCUGGUGUACGAGGCUCCAGAGUCCAUCUCCUCCGAGCCUCCCCCCAUCAGCAAACAGCCGCCUCCCCCCUCCUCCCCCGCGGUGCAGAGCAUGUCCCCCAUCCCUGCGCACUCACUGGCCGCCUUUGGGCUGUUCCUUCGCCUGCCGGGGUAUGCCGAGGUCCUGCUCAAAGAGCGCAAACACGCCCAGUGUCUGCUGAGGCUGGUGCUGGGGGUAACGGACGACGGGGAGGGCAGUCACAUCCUGCAGUCUCCUUCAGCGAACGUCCUCCCCACCCUGCCGUUCCUGGUCCUCAGGGCGCUCUUCAGUUGCACGCCGCUGACCACAGACGAUGGCGUUCUGCUGCGGAGGAUGGCGCUGGAGAUUGGAGCCAUACACCUGAUCCUGGCCUGUCUCUCUGCUCUUAGCCACCACGCUCCCAGAAGCCCUACUGCCCCCAGCAAUGUGUCAGAGCCUCAGAUGUCCUCUUGUCCUGGAGCUGGGACGUCUGAGGAGCAGCAGUUGUAUUGGGCCAAAGGGACAGGCUUUGGGACGGGUUCCACGGCCAGCGGCUGGGACGUGGAGCAGGCUCUGACCAAGCAGCGUCUGGAGGAGGAACAUGUGACCUGUCUGCUGCAGGUUCUGGCCAGUUACAUAAACCCGUCUGGCCUCAGCCUCAGCUCAGACCCUGACCGCCCGAACACAGCGCUCCCUAGUGUCCUGCAGGAGCUGCUGUCCCAGUCCUGCCUCAUCCCAGCCAUGUCCUCAUACCUGCGCAACGACUCAGUCCUGGACAUGGCUCGGCACGUACCCUUGUACCGGGCCCUCCUGGAGCUCCUCAGGGCCAUCUCUUCGUGUUCUGCGCUGGUGCCGCUGCUGCUCCCGCUGUCUGGAGACUUCCAGCAGACAGAGGAAGAGGAUGAGGAAGAUCCAGACGGCCAGAGCUCAGUGGGACAGCUGCUGGCCAAGAUGAAGACCUGUGUGGACACCUACACCAACCGCCUCAGGUCUAAAAAGGACAAGUCCAAAGGCUCCGUGGUGAAACCGGACUCUUCAGACCCAGAACCAGAAGGACUAACGCUGCUAGUACCAGACAUCCAGAGGACCGCGGAGAUCGUGUACGCAGCUACCACCAGUCUGCGCCAGGCCAACCAAGAGCGGAGGCUGGUGGAGUGUUCCCGUAAAGCCUCGUGUCGGCCCAAACCUCAGUCUGUGCUGCGGUCGCUGGAGGAGAAGUAUGUGGCGGUCAUGAAGAAGCUGCAGUUUGAUACCUUUGAGAUGGUGUCUGAGGAGGAGGAUGGGAAGCUGCAGUUCAAAGUGGGUUACCACUACAUGUCUCAGGUGAAGAACGCCAGCGACUCCAACAGUGCGUCCCGGUCCAGGCGCCUGGCACAGGAGGCCGUCACCCUGUCCACCUCUCUGCCCCUGUCCUCCUGCUCCAGUGUGUUUGUGCGCUGUGACGAGGAGCGGCUGGACAUCAUGAAGGUGCUGAUCACAGGUCCCGCCGACACGCCGUACGCUAACGGUUGUUUUGAGUUCGACGUGUACUUCCCUCAGGAUUAUCCCAACUCUCCUCCUCUGGUCAAUCUGGAGACCACUGGGGGUCACAGCGUCCGCUUCAACCCCAACCUUUACAACGAUGGCAAGGUCUGCUUGAGUAUCCUGAACACAUGGCACGGUCGACCAGAGGAGAAGUGGAACCCGCACACAUCCAGCUUUCUCCAGGUCCUGGUCUCGGUCCAGUCCCUGAUCCUAGUCGCGGAGCCGUACUUUAAUGAGCCGGGGUACGAGCGCUCCAGAGGGACCCCCAGCGGAACCCAGAGCUCCAGGGAAUAUGACGGAAACAUCCGGCAAGCGACGGUGAAGUGGGCCAUGUUAGAACAGCUGAGGAACGCUUCGGCCUGCUUCAAGGAGGUGAUACACAAACACUUCUUCCUGAAGCGCACACAGAUUCUGUGUCAGUGCGAGGAGUGGAUCACAGAGAUACAGCAGCACAGCAGUGACAAGAGGGUGGGGAGGACCAUGAGCCACCACGCUGCUGCCCUCAAGAGACACGCGGCGCAGCUGAGGGAGGAGCUUCUCAAACUGCCGUGUCCUGACGGCCUCCAACCGGACGACGACUUCACCGACAAGAGCCCAGCCCACAUCACUGAGGCGACCAAUCAGGACUCAGAGAAACCCAGCGGCAGCCAUGACGCCUCGGACGCCGCGCUAUGA